Messenger RNA from Cantharellus anzutake, 620 nucleotides. RefSeq lists its product as uncharacterized. The coding region runs from base 48 to 260 and encodes 70 amino acids. The transcript has 3 exons. Lineage: Eukaryota; Fungi; Basidiomycota; Agaricomycetes; Cantharellales; Hydnaceae. The record is from RefSeq and is a predicted model, not a curated record.
GGUCCCUGUUUGCACUGCUUUGGGGGAUAUGGAAUGCUCCAUGUUGUAUGGGUCCCCGGUCGCUCGGUUUCCAGUACGUCUCUACGUCACUGAGCCUCUCAGGCUCGUUGGCUGACGUCGCUGGGCAGUGCUGGUCUCCAAGUCGGAAGCGCCACACGAGGAGGAUUAACGGCAUGCAACAAAGUCCCGAUGGCAAUAUCUAUACUCCCCCAGUCCCAGUCUUUGACCCCUUGUGUUUGUUUGAUGAUGGGUUUAUUUAGCCCAGAAACAUUUCAGCUCAUGACGUAGCUAGUUCGGUUUCAUUCCGGUGACUGGGGAACCUCAAGCAACAGCGGUGCCAAAGAAUCAUGUACCAUAAUUGGCAUGGUGGCAGUGACAUGCUUGUCAAUUGACGCAAAAACGUCAAAUAUCUUGCUGUGGUUGGUAGCUAGGCGAGAGAUAUGCGUUUACCCCUGACACAACACUUAACCUUAUCAAUGGCUGGAGCUGAUACAUCAGUCUGGCGCAGAACCUUUCCAACUCAAAGCCGCAUAAUCUCCAUAGUGAACACUGUAGCGGCAGGUUAUUGGAUGUUCGGCACGACAACAGGAAAGCACCCUUUAUGCCUAUAAAGCUUGGUG